CAAAUGUGGAGGGUAAUUUGGGAAUUACUCCAAACCUCAGGGGUACUUGAUGAAAUUUCCCAUUAUUUUAUUAUUUCCUCACCCUUCCACCUAUCCGAGCUACCCCACCAUGUCUUCUUUCUCUUUCAAUUCCUUUUUUGCUCCUCUUUUUCUUGGUCCAUCAUGAAGGAUUGGGCAUCAGUUUUUUGGCCAAUUUUUCUCUCUCUCAUAAUAAACUAAUAUUACUUUUAUACUCUCUCUACUCGUAACCCACAAGAAGAGCCGCUGCUGGAAGUACUCUUAAUUUUACCUACUAUCUCCUACUAAAUAAAAUGAAAGACAUGCAAACUUCAAACAUCUUAACAGAUAAUAUGUGCUGGGUUGAACAAUUCAAAUUAAACACUAUAGCAAUUCCUUGUUGUCGAAUAAUAUCUUAAAUCUUUCUAUUUUAUAAGAUAAAAGUCGCAUUAUUUGUCGUUACUCGCUAAUGCAUGUGCUUUUGCCCUUUAAUUCCUGCCAAAUUGCAUAUAUCUAAAUUAGGAUUAUCAUUUGACUUGGCAAACCGCCACAAAUAAAUCCAUGUCAACUCUAAACUAAGAUCAAUAUAAUGAGCCCAACAAAUGACUUUUUUUAGAUAAAUCCUUCAAGUCAAGAAGCAUGUCUGUUCUAGAAUGUAAUAAUGUAUCAAUCAUACCACUUCAUGCUGUAAGCAAAAAAAACUUAUUUUUGAAAAUCAUUAAGUUAGCCAAUUUUAAGCCAUAAUGAUAGCUUUGACAUGGACUUUUAAUGAAAUUCACGUUAGUUCAUGACAUGCAUAUAUACUUGGCAAUUAUUUAGACACCCAUGUGUGAUAAAGUAACUAAUAAUAUUAUUAAUACUAACAUGCAAAUUAUUAAUAAUCAAGGUCAAAUUGUUCACUAUAAAUAAGGAAGAGUUUCUUAGCAAUUCUCAUCAUCAUUUUAUCAUAUAAUUAAAAACCACAUUUAAUUUUCUUCCACAAAAUAUUUCUGCUAAAAUAAGCUAAGCUAGAUAAUAUAGAGAAAUUAUGAGGUGCAAUUCUCCUUCAACAGUCUUAGCCCUAGGGCUCAUGCUAUUGACCCUUGUUAGCCAAUGUCACGGGAAACUAUAUGUUGGGUACUACAACGGAAAAUGUUGGAAGUACAAUGUUGAAGAAAUUAUUUUUAACGUGGUUAAGGCUAAGUACAUGAAAGAUCCAACUAUUGUUGCUGGUCUCGUUCGUUUACAUUUUCAUGAUUGCAUUGUUAGGGGAUGUGAUGCAUCAGUCUUACUUGACGGACCAAAAUCAGAGAAAGCUGCUGCACCAAAUCAAAGUCUUAAGAGCUUUGAUGUUGUGGAUGCUGCAAAGGCUGCUGUGGAGGAAUACUGUCCGGGGGUUGUUUCAUGUGCUGAUGUGCUUACUAUUGCAGCUAGAACUUCUAUCUUUUUGGCCGGAGGUAAAUGGUACUACGCAGAGACAGGAAGACGAGAUGGUUUUGUUUCACAUGAAAAAGAUGCCCUAGCAAAUCUACCAUCAGAGUACAUGCCAGCACGUGACGCUAUCAAUCUAUUUGAUUCAAAGGGAAUAAGCAAGGAGGAUUUUGUAGUCCUUCUAGGAGGAGGACAUUCUAUCGGAACUGUACACUGUGACAAGUUUAAACACCGUCUAUAUAAUUUCCACAACACCGGUAAACCAGAUGCAAGAAUCAAUAACGGUAUGCUCUACACCUUAAGGAAAAUAUGUCCAAAGAAGAGUUAUUCAAACAACAAACUUUACUUUGAUUACAAUCCAAGAAGCCAUUAUCGCGUCGAUAAUGGCUUCAUGAAGCAUCUAUUGUUCAACCAUGGACUUCUUGAGGUUGAUGCAAAUAUAGCUACUUCUCCACUUACCAACAGCAUUGUGAAAAAGCUGGCCUAUGCUCCAGGUUACUUUGACAAUAAAUUUGGUCCUGCUAUGGUUAAAAUGGGAAGAAUUGGCGUUCUCACUGGAAAUCAUGGAGAAGUUAGGAAAUAUUGUGGUGCUGUAAAUCAUCACAAGUAUUGAUAUUAAGUAUUCACAAAUUCUUUGUUCCUUCAUAUUAGAAGAGAUUUUACCAAUUUCUAUGUAUUUAUAUGCAUGGCAAUGUAUAAGUUAUGCAUUUUUGUUGAUUUGUUUACAGUGUAAUAUUGAUGUUUUUUUUUUAACGCAAGUCCUCCCCGAUCAAAUAAGUAGUGCAAAUUGGGGGAGCUUCGUUUGCAAUAAAUUUUUUAA
Beta vulgaris subsp. vulgaris (sugar beet) is the source of this 2227-nucleotide messenger RNA. Its product is annotated as peroxidase 57. Gene Ontology annotation, molecular function: peroxidase activity; heme binding. Bases 1025 to 2020 code for a protein of 331 amino acids. Lineage: Eukaryota; Viridiplantae; Streptophyta; Magnoliopsida; Caryophyllales; Amaranthaceae. Gene Ontology annotation, cellular component: plasmodesma; plant-type cell wall. The record is from RefSeq and is a predicted model, not a curated record. The transcript is spliced from 4 exons. Gene Ontology annotation, biological process: hydrogen peroxide catabolic process; response to oxidative stress.